This is a messenger RNA of Ruditapes philippinarum (Manila clam), 919 nucleotides long. RefSeq lists its product as uncharacterized. The transcript is spliced from 2 exons. The annotation marks the transcript as partial. Lineage: Eukaryota; Metazoa; Mollusca; Bivalvia; Venerida; Veneridae. The record is from RefSeq and is a predicted model, not a curated record.
GGUUACUAGUGUACAAUGGAUGAAAACUACAAAUCGAUCUGGUAUUGUAUGGCUGUAAAGAAAAUGUGAAUAUUGUUUUAUGUAUCUUCAACUAAAGGAGAGAAUCCCCAGUACCUUCAUGCAUAAGUCUGUCUUUGAUUUAUGAUAACUACAAGAAUAUUGAUGACAUUAUUAUAAUAUAAUUUGUGAUAUGGAUUAGAUUCACGGAGGAAAAAUGGCUUCAGUAACUUUGUCUAAAAAACUGUCUAACUCAAGAUACAAUAACUGGGUAAAGGCUAGUUUAGCAGUUUUGAUAACAAAAGAAGGUAUUGAACCUUUUGUUGAACGUGAAAUUAAACAGUUCCAGCAGAAAUGUUUAAUAGAUAUAUGUAACAACCAGGGUCGUCCAUCUGGAACAAUUUGUACAAACUGUUGCACUGAAAAAGUAGUUAAUUGUCCAGGAAAGAGAAAUUGUAAUGUGGUAAAUGGAACAUGCAGGAUUCAUGGAAAUUCUCUUCCUCCUUGUCCGAACAAGAUCUGUCACUAUUUCAAAACUGAAAUUCAGAAGUCCCAUAGAUACAAUGGUCCAUCCUACAAAAACACUGAUGCUACUCAGUGGUGCAGUAAAUCCUGGGAGGUCGCUAAGUGCUUCAUGCCCCCAGAUGGUUAUAAAGAUGUUGUGUCUGCAUCAGAUACAGAUUUUAAUGGAGUCAACAGUGUUAUCAUAAACUGCAGAUGUUUUCAGGCAAAAGUUACAGAUGAUCUUAGAAAGAAAGGAAACAUUUUUGAAAAGGGUAGAGAGAUUGGUAAGGCUGUUCGACACGCCCCUAUUCUUGAAGUGGUAGAUACAGAUUUGAAUCAAUAUUUCAUUGACCUUGAUAACCUUCUGUCAGAUACUGGACACUUGAAUGCACAGUUAGCACGGAAAAGAUUAUCUGAG